This is a messenger RNA of Malus domestica (apple), 365 nucleotides long. The record is from RefSeq and is a predicted model, not a curated record. NCBI's taxonomy places the organism in Eukaryota, Viridiplantae, Streptophyta, Magnoliopsida, Rosales, Rosaceae.
UAGCUCGUGGCGACAAAAGUGGAGAGGAUGGUAUUCCAAUGCUACUAAAGAUCCCACGCAUGUUCGACCCAUGGGGUGGUUUCAGUAUCAUAGGAUUUGGUGACAUCCUAUUACCAGGCCUGCUUAUAGCAUUCUCGCUCAGGUAUGAUUGGUUGGCAAAUAAGACUUUCCAUGCUGGAUACUUCAUUUGGGCAAUGAUUGCUUAUGGAUUAGGUCUUCUCAUCACUUAUGUGGCAUUAAACUUGAUGGAUGGGCAUGGCCAACCAGCACUUCUUUACAUUGUUCCAUUUACACUUGGUAAAUCCCUUUCUUUAUCGUUCACCAUAAACAUAGUCCAAUGUCACUCUGCCAUUUUAAGUAUAUAA